Messenger RNA from Quercus lobata, 1454 nucleotides. RefSeq names its product acyl-CoA--sterol O-acyltransferase 1-like. The coding region runs from base 146 to 1333 and encodes 395 amino acids. NCBI's taxonomy places the organism in Eukaryota, Viridiplantae, Streptophyta, Magnoliopsida, Fagales, Fagaceae. Gene Ontology annotation, biological process: lipid metabolic process. The record is from RefSeq and is a predicted model, not a curated record. The transcript has a single exon.
AAAGAGAGCGACUUUGUCUUUCGCGGCCUUUAUUUAUGUACAUCAAACACUUUUUCUGAGCUCUUGGUCCUGGAUCUCAUUCAUUUCUUCACCACAAACACUGCAGAUAUCAAGAACAAGAAAGAGAGAGAGAUCCAAGAGAGCAAUGGAAGGUGAGAUAUACAAUUUCAUAAAGGUAUGGCUCUCAGUCUUCGUAUGUCUUUCUUAUUGCUAUACAAUUAAUAAGAAAGUCUCCAAAGGUCUUUCAAGACUCCUCUGUGUUCUCCCAAUUGUUUGCCUCUUUCUCUUCCUUCCUCUUGACCUCCAUUCCAUUCAUCUUGGAGGCACAACUGCCUUUUUCAUAGCUUGGCUUGCCAAUUUCAAGCUCUUACUCUUUGCUUUUGGUAAAGGCCCUUUGUGUUCUGACCCAUCAAUCUCUCUUGGACGCUUUGUUGCUCUUGCUUGCCUUCCCAUCAAGAUCCAACAAAACACACCCUCAAAACCCCAAAACACCUCAAGUAAGGUAAACCCUUUUCCACUAGAGUCACAAAAUGGCCAUAGUAAAGAAAACCCACCUCAAAAACCAAUAGAGAAACUCAAAAAUCCACCAAUGGCACAUCUAAAUGGCCAAAACAAAGAAAACCCAACUUCCAAAAAGACCCAAGAAAGUCAUAUCUCCCUUCCUAAUUAUGCAGUAAAGGGUGUUCUUUUGGCCAUUUUGGUAUGUUUAUAUGACUAUAGUGACCAUAUGCACCCAAAAGUCCUAUUGAUCCUCUAUUGCUUUCACAUAUACCUUCUCCUGGAGUUCAUCUUAGCCAUUGUAGCAACCCUAGCUCGAGUCCUACUAGGAAUGGAGCUCGAACCACAGUUCAACGAGCCAUACCUCUCCACUUCACUACAAGACUUCUGGGGUAAAAGAUGGAACCUCAUGGUCACCAACAUGCUACGCAUCACCGUAUACAAUCCCACCCGACAUGCUCUUGUGACACGUGGCAUCAACAAAAAGUGGGCCCCACUCAUUGCUGUCUUUGCCACAUUUGUUGUUUCGGGGUUCAUGCACGAGCUUAUUUUCUACUACUUGGGGCGCAUGAGUCCCACAUGGGAGGUCACUUGGUUCUUCCUUUUACACGGUUUGUGUUUGGUAGUUGAGCUUGUCUUGAAGACGGAGGUUUUUACCGGUGGGUGGCGGUUGCCACGGCUGAUUUCGGGGCCUUUGGCAAUUGGAUUUGUGUUCAUUACCUCGUUUUGGCUGUUUUUUCCUCCGUUCCUCCGGUUUAAGGCUGAUGUUCGAGCUUUCGAAGAGUAUGCAGUAUUAGGCGGGUUUUUGAAGAAUGUUACUCGUACAUCAAUUUAGGGUAUGCUUGGAACGAAAGGAAAAAGAGAAGAUAUUAAAGAGUUUUAUGUAUCUAAUACAUGUGAUAUACCUCUUAUUUAAGGUAUAUUUGGAAUACAAAAAGUGGUAACAAUGAUUUUUA